AUUGGUAUCUUAUAUGGAAGAGAAUGGAAUACAAUUUUUUUGGUUCGAGACUUAACUAAAGAUAGCCCUUGCAACCGACAGGGUACUCUGAAAGAAAUGCAACAGGUUAGGGUCUCCAGUUUCACCACGUGAUUAUGAUUCUAACCGCAAAUUACGUGUAAUCAUUGUGCGAAUGCGAAUUUUAUUUUCGGCGUUGUUGUGCAUUUUUGAUUCGUUCUCAGAUUUUUGUGAAAUAACCCGUUCUUGAAUAACAUUUGUAAAUAAACAUAGUGCACUAGAACUUGCAGGUGUAAAUACAUAGGAAAACAUUACUGUUUCGUAAAUUGUAAAUAAAUAACUUGAACUGUUUACUGUUCGAAGUAUUUGUGUAGUUGUGAAAAAUAUAGUUGUGUCGUGUAUAUUAAAGGUUGAAUUAAUUAUAAGUGUUUGGUGUUUUGAUAUUAAUGUAAAUAGGUAAGUCCACUUUUCGAAAUAGUAUAUUCCUUAAACAUCUUACUGUUUUAGUUGUUUAGUGCGUCGCAGCGUAAUGGACCUUCCAUAUAUAAAGUACAAACUCAAGUGCUGUGUACCUGGCUGUACUGACAAAACUAGUAAACGCCAUCGAUUCCCUAAAGAUGUACAAAUGUUGCGGAAAUGGGUUGAAGUUAUACAGAAUUCCGCACUUAUGAGCCAGGAGCCAUAUACAAUUUAUAAAUCUUCUUAUGUUUGUGAUCGACAUUUUUCCCAAGAAUAUCUAGUACCUGGUACCAGAAGAGGGCUAUCACGAAUUGCUGUACCUACACUGUAUUUAACAGCAUUUCCUGAUGUAAUGUCUACAUCUGCCAUAAGCAUUUGUUCAACGUCUGGGGCAACCUCUACAUCUGCAGCAAUAUUUUCAAUGGAUACGAGCGUCUGUGUAGGUUCCAUUGCUGACACGGACCAAUAUUCCACCAGCCAGUCAUUAGAUAAUGCUCAGAAAGUGUCAUCAGUAAGACAAGAUCCAAGUAUAAUGGAGUCUAUUUUUAUACCCGACAUUGAUACACCAACAACUUCAACAACGAUCGCCAUGAAAGAACCAGAACCGUCUAUUAAAGUUUCCAAAAGAAGACGUAUUUUAAAUGCUGUGGAAGUGACACGACAAAAUCAAUUAACACCACGCUGCAAAAAGAUGUAUCAGAUCGUGACUGAAUGGGGAAAGAAAACAGCUAAAUUACAGCAUACAUUUGGAAAUUUGCAAAAACGUUUGGCUUUGGCUGAGAAGGUGGCAAAAAAGUCAACAUUCACUGACCUAAUGGAUGCAGUGAAUGAAACCACAUAUAAAUUUAUUCUGCAACAAAUCCGCACACAACAACUUCCACCAAAGGCCCGUCGCUUUUCCCUGGACGACAAAAUAUUGGCACUAUCGUUGUUAAAGGCGAGUGGAAAAGGUUAUCGGCUUCUCUCAAAAAUAUUUUGCCUUCCAUCACGCCGAACCUUAACAAACUUAUUAAAUAAAGUACCGUAUCGUCCAGGUAUUAACAAACACAUUGUAAAUAGCCUCGAGAGUGUUGUUGCAAAUUUAUCAACGAACGAAAAAUUAUGCGCUGUGGUAUUCGAUGAAAUGGCCAUCUCUCCUUCAUUGCACUAUAACAGCAAAUUAGAUUGUAUUGAGGGGGUCGCUGAUUAUGGAGGGAAACGGUAUCCCCAUCUCGCUGAUUAUGCUAAUGUGUUCAUGAUUAAGGGUGUUUAUCGACAGUGGAAACAACCCUUUUCAUUUACUUUUUCGAAUGGCCCUCUUUCCUCAACACAAUUGAAGCAGCUGAUUGAAGAAGUUAUUACUGUAUGUCAACAAGUUGGACUUAAAGUAGUGGCUACAAUUUGUGAUCAAGGAUCAGCUAAUCAAGCGGCAAUUAAUGCACUAUUAAAAGAUGCAAAUGAGUAUUUUUUACAAAAGGGAAUGGAAAAUCCUCAUCUUGGUUUCUUCAUUAAUAAUCAAGAAAUUGUGCCUCUGUACGAUGUGCCACAUCUGUUUAAAGGCCUUAGAAAUAACUUAUUAACCAAAAACCUUCAUUUUACCAAGAAUGGUGUGGAGCAAGUAGCUACAUGGAAACAUAUCGAAUUACUGUACUUUUUGGAUACGUAUGAUGAUACACGAUUAUUGACAAAAUUAACAGAUGCUCAUGUAAUGGCCAAUAAAAUAAAUAAAAUGAAGGUGUCCAGCAUGACGCAAGUAUUUAGCUAUGGUGUUGGGUCACAUCUGCAACGCUUUGCUGGUUGGGAUACACAUACGGAUUACAGUUUGCCUUCUGAGGCUAACCAAACAGGUGAACUUGUAUUGUUUAUAGACAAGCUGUUUGAUAGCCUCAAUGGGAACCGUAAACUACCACCUGCAAGUAAACCCCUUAAAGGUGCCUUCACAUUAACAUCAGGACAUGAGGAAUUUUGGAGUGAAGCAAUUCAUAUUAUACGGUCAAUGAAAUACUGUGAUCCGAAAACAGGAAAAUUAGCAAGAGUUCCGUCUGUUACAAAUUUGCAGAAGACAGUAAAGGGGUUCAUAUAUUUUAAAACAUCACUCUUACAUAAAGUAAAGUAUAUUUUACCAAGGGCAUUUAACCAAGACUGCCUAGAAAAUUUUUUUGCAUGCCUCAGAGGGUAUGGCAGAAGAAAUGUGUGCCCAAAUGUUAACCAUUUUAUUCCCUCAUUUAAGGCUUUAUUAAUCAAUAAUUUCUUAUCCACUCAUUCUAUUGGAGCAAAUUGUGAAUAUGAUUUUAAUGUAGGUGCGCUCGAUAAUUUACGCGUAUUUGUAACUGGAGAAGAUAUUGCUGGCAUUUCUCCUUUCGAAGCUGAUAUAAAGGAUGACAUACCUGUGAUUACACAUUGCAAAAAAACUCCUGUGGCGAAAGCUACUAUAGCUUAUGUAGCUGGUUUCAUUGGCAGAAGGGUUUUAAAAAAAACAAAAUGUGUUAAAUGUAAAGAAUUGUUAACAGCUUCAGACGGUAAUGUGCCUUUACAAGUAAUAGAAGCUAGAGAAUAUAAAAAUUCUCAAUUAUUUCGGCCAGGGAGUUGCUUGUAUUUUCUUGUAAGCCAAACAUGUACUUUAUUAUUUUAUUUAAUACCUAGGCACUGCCAUCAAUAUAUGUUGCGUAAGAGGUUAGUGAAAUAUCUGACACAGUCAUUAAAUUUUAAUAUUCUUAAUUGCACAACACAUACACAAUUAGGAACACUAGUUGUUAACUUACUAGUUACGACAAUCUUACAUUUUUGGUGUAAGCAAGUGGGUAGAAUUUUAAGUGGGACAGAUCAACGAUUUGUUAAUUUAGUGUCGAAAAGAUCAGAUGUAACUUCAGUUGAUCCUGUAAAACUGGAAGCUUUGAAGAAAUAUAAAUCUAAGUUAAAAAAAAAAUUUGCAAAGUGAUACUAGUUACCGUUAAAGUGUUCAGAUUUAUUUUGAUUAUAUACAAUAAACGAUACCUAUUGUUAAUCAAUGUUAAGUGCAUAGAAUAAUAGUUAUUUAUUAUACAAGACGAUAAAGGGAUGCUUUAACAUCGAGUGAAAGCGUUUAAUUCACGAGCGCCAAGUGAAUUACGUUUUCACGAGAUGGUUAAUGUCCAUUUAUCGUCGUGUGUAAUUCAAAACUUUAUUUCAUAGCGGAAGUCAUAUCCAUAAGUAAUCAUAGAACUUCUAAAAAUUCGGUAUUUAUGUGAAACGUCAAAAAUAGCAAGCUGGUGUUCUUUUAAUCAUUUCCAUUAAAUGACAGAUGUCAUUAGAAUUCACAUUCAUUUAAUUCACUUUAUCUACCCUUGCUGUUAGUGAUUCUUUAUCUAUCCAACUACUUUCAUCACAUUAAAGUGUAAUUUUAACAGCUGUUAAAAAAUAAAUGAU
Photinus pyralis (common eastern firefly) is the source of this 3840-nucleotide messenger RNA. RefSeq lists its product as uncharacterized. Bases 527 to 3373 code for a protein of 948 amino acids. The transcript has 4 exons. The record is from RefSeq and is a predicted model, not a curated record. NCBI's taxonomy places the organism in Eukaryota, Metazoa, Arthropoda, Insecta, Coleoptera, Lampyridae.